This is a messenger RNA of Tripterygium wilfordii, 2361 nucleotides long. Its product is annotated as protein SIEVE ELEMENT OCCLUSION B. Gene Ontology annotation, biological process: phloem development. The coding region runs from base 54 to 2192 and encodes 712 amino acids. The record is from RefSeq and is a predicted model, not a curated record. The transcript is spliced from 7 exons. Lineage: Eukaryota; Viridiplantae; Streptophyta; Magnoliopsida; Celastrales; Celastraceae.
UCUUCCUUGUGCCUUCUUACAGCCAGAGUUUUGAUUCUGUGUAUAGCUUCAUUAUGGCUCUUUGGUCAAACCCAGGUGGUAGCCAGCAGCAGCUUCUCAGGAGCGACCGAGGUAUGCUAACAUCCGAUGAUAAUGUGAUGAUGAAGCAAAUUGUGGCAACUCAUGUUCCUGAUGGCAGAGACGUUAAUGUCAAACCUCUUCUCCAACUCGUCGAGGACAUCCUCAAUCGUGCCACUCUAGAUGUUGACACCACCAUUAUGGGAACUAAAUCACAAGUCGAAAGCAUGGAGGACAAGACCCAUCAAGCCAAUUUCAAUGCCAUGAUUGACGCGCUGGCGUAUACUAUCGACAGAAUUUCCAGUGAGAUUGCCUAUAAGGCUUUAGGUGGUUCUGAUGCUCAUGCAACUACUUACUCACUAUUCAACAUGCUCUCAAGCUUUUCAUGGGAUGCUAAGUUGGUGCUCACCCUAGCAGCUUUUGCUCUCAACUAUGGAGAAUUCUGGCUUCUUGCUCAAAUUUACUCAUCCAAUCAACUUGCCAAAUCAAUGGCAAUUUUAAAGCAUUUGUCUAGCAUCUUAGAACAUGCUGGUUCAUUGAAGCCACGCUUUGAAGCCCUCAAUAAUCUAAUAAAGAUUAUGGUGGAUGUUACAAGGUGUGUGAUCGAGUUCAAGGAGCUCCCACACAUGUACAUUACGCCGGAUGUACCAGCAUUGUCCACUGCAAUGGCUCUUAUCCCAACUGCUGUCUAUUGGACAAUAAGGAGUGUUGUUGCUUGUGCAAGCCAGAUCAGCAGCCUCACUGCCAUGGGCCAUGAGUUUACCGUAUCAACUCAAGAGGCAUGGGAACUGUCCACCUUGGCUCACAAACUGAACAACAUACAUGAGCAUCUUAAGAAGCAACUUUCCAUUUGCUAUCAACACAUAGACGAAAAGAGGAAUGUGGAAUCCUUUCAAAUGCUUGUGAAUCUGUUUGAUAUGAUCCACAUUGACAACAUGAAAGUGCUCAAAGCCCUCAUAUAUGCCAAGGAUGAUAAACUACCACUUAUUGAUGGCUCAACUAAAAGAAGGGUUGGCCUGGACGUUCUAAGGAGAAAGAAUGUUCUAUUGCUGAUAUCAGGACUAGACAUAUCCCAGGAUGAGCUUUCGAUUCUAGAACAGAUUUACAAUGAGUCUAGGCACCACGCGGCUAGGUUGGAUAGUCAGUAUGAGGUUGUGUGGAUCCCAGUUGUUGAACGAGACAUCUCCUGGGACGAUUCAUCGGAAAGGAAAUUCGGGACCCUGCAUUCAACAAUGCAAUGGUACAUAGUGCAGCACCCUUUAUUAAUCGAGCCGUCGGUGAUCAGGUUUAUCAAGGAGAUUUGGCACUUCAGGAACAAGCCUAUCCUCGUUGUGCUUGACCCCCAAGGGAGAGUGGCCAGCCCCAAUGCACUCCACAUGAUGUGGAUUUGGGGCAGCAAUGCCUUCCCCUUCACCAGCCCAAGAGAAGAAGCUCUCUGGAAGGAAGAGACAUGGAGGCUUGAGCUUCUUGUGGAUGGCAUUGACCCAAUAAUACUUAACUGGAUUAAGGAGGGAAAAUACAUAAUCUUGUAUGGAGGAGAUGACAUUGAAUGGGUGAGGAAGUUUACGAAUAAUGCUCGAACUGUUGCGCUGGCAGAGCGCAUACCUUUGGAGAUGGUCUAUGUUGGGAAGAGCAGCAAAAGGGAGCAAGUCAAGCGAGUCAUAUCAACGAUCACAGCGGAGAAGCUGAGCUACUGCUGGCAAGACAUGACCAUGAUAUGGUUCUUCUGGACAAGGCUAGAGAGCAUGCUGUUCUCCAAGAUUCAAUUAGGCAAGGCUGAUGACAAUGACCCAAUGAUGCGAGAAAUCAAGAAGCUUCUUAGCUAUGACAAAGAGGGUGGAUGGGCUGUGCUUGCUAAGGGGCCUAAUGUGUUGGUCAAUGGCCAUAGCACAACAUUUUUGCCUACACUUGUGGAGUAUGAGUCAUGGAAGGUGAACGUGGCUCUCCGAGGCUUCGAUUCCGCUUUUAAGGAUCACCUUUCUAAGAUCCAUGCUGUCGCUAACCCUUGCUGCAAGUUUGAGUUCCCGAGCUCCGCCGGAAAGAACCCGGAGAACAUGAGGUGCCCCGAGUGUCACAGCGUGAUGGAGAAGUACCUCACUUUCGUCUGUUGCCAUGGUGGAGGUGUUCCAAGAUAAGCUACCCUUUUAAGAUACUAUUUCAUUUCUAUAUCUACCUGUUCUUCUUACUCUUUUUCAUGGUUCAUGCGAUCUAUGUAAUAAAUCGAGUGUACCAUUUGAUGCCAGAGGACUCUUAUGAAGUUAACUGGCAUUUGAUUUCAUAAAUAAAAUUUUUUCUCUAUUUCAA